CCGCCCGGCCUUUGUGUGAAAAGAGCGGCGACGACGCUGGCUCGACGCUACGCUCGAAGUGCGCGGCGAGCGAGGAGGUAAAGCCUGCUUGCACCGGUCGCUGCGCGGAGUUGGCCCGCGAGGUCUCGGCUUGAGUCGUCGAAAAAACGCUCCGCUCGCGCCACAAAGCCGCGUGCGUGUUGGUCCGGCAGCGAGCUCCAGCGUCGGUGCUCCUCCCCUGGCGAAUAGCAGACGACGCGGAAACGAGCCCGCUCGUUGUCAACCGCUGUUCCUCCGUUGCCGGCAACGACGAGCAGUCGGAAUUGCAGCGACGGUCCCCCGGUCAUCCACUUGCCGUCGAAAUGCAUUGACCCGGCUCGAGCGUCGGUCGGUGCUCGCGCUGACGGCUGGCUGGUGUUGCGCCAGCUAGCUACCACCCGCGUACGGCGGCGCGGUCUGCGCGGUUCGUCCGCUCGCAACCACGAUUACGGUGCUGGUUCUGGCACGGGCUACAUCUUCCUGGCAACGCGGUGUGUGACUGAUAGUGUGCCAAGACAAAACACGCUGUCGUUGCCGCAACGGUCCCGCACCAGUGCCUCUUCAUCGGAUGUGCCGUCCCUUCUUUCCGUCUCGAGGGAGAUGGUUUCUACACGCUGCUCGACGCCGAUGACUAGCGCUGUCGACGUCUUCCAGCUGAAUCUUCUCGAGUGACAAGUUUGUUAGCGGUGGAGUGACUGAGCGGGCGGGACGACAAGGAGCGUCCUUUCACAUCUCCGAGUGCAGAGGAACGAGGCGAGGCUCUGUGUGUGCGGUGCUUUCCUAUCCGAGUUUCAUUUUGCUUGAAGAAGAGUAGCUCAAGUUCAGUGGCUACGUGUGUUGACAGCUGCGGUCUGAACGUCCCGCAAGUGUGUUCGUCGCCGUGACUGACGGCCAGGCGACUAUCCUGCUCGCGCAACGCUGUAUGGCGUCCAGUCCCCGCGUGCUCUUGUCGAACGGUUCCGGCGGCAUGGUGGUCUCCCAGGGCAAGGUUCGGGCUGCUAGCCCCUCCAGGGAAGACUCGGGCAACGAUUCGGAUGGCACCGCCGCCGCCGCCGGGACCAAGGGCGAUGCCACCGGAUCGUCGUACCGCAAGCGGCCAGUGCUGGAAGACUUCGAGAUGAUCAAGACGAUAGGAACGGGAACUUUCGGCCGCGUCUGCCUGUGUCGUGACCGGAGCGGAGCUUUCCACGCCAUGAAGAUCCUGGAGAUCUCGGACGUCAUCCGGCUGAAACAGGUCGAGCACGUCAAAAAUGAGAAGGCCAUCCUACUCCAAGUGCAACAUCCUUUCAUCAUCCGCAUGUCCUGGACGCACCACGACGCAACUUGCCUGUACAUGCUGUUCGAGUACGUCUCGGGCGGCGAGCUGUUCACGUACCUGCGCAACGCGGGUCGCUUCACAUCGGCCACGGGAUCCUUCUACGCGGCUGAGAUCGUGCUCGCCCUGGAGUACCUUCACCGGAUGCACAUCGUGUACCGGGACCUCAAGCCUGAGAACCUCCUGCUGGACCGAGAGGGGCACCUCAAGAUAACCGACUUUGGCUUCGCCAAGAAGCUGCACGACAGCGACUGGUCGUUGCUGGCGAUGGCCGUGGCACUGCGCGGAGGAUUGAGGAGCCAGUCGCCGCCGCUGCGGUUGGUUGCCGAAAGGGACGACCUCUCAGAGGAGUCAAUUAGGACGUGGACGCUGUGCGGCACGCCCGAGUACCUGGCACCCGAGAUAAUCCAGAGCAAGGGACACAACCGCGCCGUCGACUGGUGGGCGCUGGGCGUCCUCAUCUACGAGAUGCUUGCUGGGUACCCUCCUUAUUUCGACGACAACCCCUUUGCCAUCUACGAGAAAAUCUUGGCCGGAAAAGUGGAGUGGCCAAGACACAUUGAUCCCGUUGCAAAAGACCUGAUAAAGAAGCUCCUGGUGAACGACCGGACGAAAAGGCUUGGAAGCAUGAAGAACGGUGCCGAAGAUGUCAAGCGGCAUAGAUGGUUCAAAGGGACGAACUGGGAAGACGUCCUCGAAAAGAAACUCAAGCCCCCCAUCGUGCCUCGCGUGGCCCACGACGGAGACACCCGCUACUUCGACCGCUGCCCGGAGAGCAAAGUGGUGCCGAGCGAGCACGGACUGACGCCGAAGGAGCUGGCACUCUUCGACGAUUUCUGACUCACGCAUUUAUAUUUACCGAGCGUCGCGCAAACAGAUCGCAAACACACAAACACACGCAAAUGUCACACGCACACACGUGAAUGUUCUGUGGUCAGCAUUCCCGUGUCAACCUUUUUCACUUCCAAGAUGGAGCUUUGCUCGUCCGACCUUCUUGCAUCAAUUUCUCCAAAGACUACAUUGUUGCCGUGCUAUAGACCGCAGUUCCAUUUUAUUUCUGCGCUGGAAGCGAACUGCGCCGAAUUGUCAGCUCACUUGAGCUCGCGUCGUUGAGGCCAUGCGCUCAUGAAUACUAUAUUAUUGUUGAUACCGUCCGAUCAGACAAUGACAUUUUAAACUUCGACGUUUGUUCAGAAAAAGAAGAAAAGUCACCUUUCUGACAGAUUCCCUUUUUGUUAUUUAAGAGCUCUGAAACUCUGAACUUCUGAAACUUCUGCACGCAGUAAAGUCCAUAUUGUUUCGCUCACCUUUACCUGUCGUACGAAACAGGCGAGCACCUAUAGGUCCGCCGACUUGCCGCUGCUGAAGAUGGAGGGCCUUCGUUUGCGAACUCGAACUUUUCGCUCGUCAAAUACAAGUUUCGUUCACUGGAAAUACUUAUGUAAAUGCAUAUUUACGCAAGACUUACACAGCGACAAACGGUCGGCCUCGUUAGACCGGAGCCGUUCUUGGCGAUGUGGGGUGGGAAACCAAAGCCUCGCCACUUUCAACAGCAGCGAACCGGCAGAACAGAGUGCAUGCUCACCGUAUCCGUACGAGAAGAUGAGCGGAAAAACCUGCGAUUUUACUUACGCGUUUUCCUCUAUUUCUUUCAUUUUUUUUUAAAUUCGAGAAUACUGUGAAAGAAGUAGGCGACUAUAGCAGAAUUUUCAGAGUUAUUUUUGUUUUUUUCGGUUACCAAGGCAGGUUCAUCUGGUCAGCCUGCGUGGGCUUUGUAACUGCAGAAAAGGCCGUCGUUAUACUACACGCCUACAAAUGUAACAAAAUGAGGCAUUUUACACAGCCAAUA
Messenger RNA from Dermacentor albipictus, 3182 nucleotides. RefSeq names its product Protein kinase, cAMP-dependent, catalytic subunit 3 (gene Pka-C3). Gene Ontology annotation, molecular function: ATP binding; cAMP-dependent protein kinase activity. Gene Ontology annotation, cellular component: cAMP-dependent protein kinase complex; cytosol. NCBI's taxonomy places the organism in Eukaryota, Metazoa, Arthropoda, Arachnida, Ixodida, Ixodidae. Gene Ontology annotation, biological process: peptidyl-serine phosphorylation; signal transduction. The record is from RefSeq and is a predicted model, not a curated record.